AUGCCCGCUGCCGCCUACGACAUCGCCACUUCCCGCCCGGACGCCGCGCCUGAGUUUUCGCCGCGCCAGCAGGUGGUGCUGCAGCAUGCACUGACACUACUGGUCGAAGGCGGUGAGAAGGCUUUGACAACCGCCGGUCUCGCCCGUACCGCGAGUUGUUCCAAAGAGAGCCUCUACAAGUGGUUCGGCGACCGCGACGGCCUGCUCGCGGCAGUUGUCGCCUAUCAGGCAAGUCAGGUUCAGUUUCCCUCGGAAGCCGGAGCGACCGCGGAUCCGGCAACAUUCCGCGCCCAUGUGACUGCAUUUAUCGAGGCACUUCUGGGCGUUCUCUUCUCAGAAACCUCGCUGGCGCUGAACCGUCUUUCCAUCGGCCAGUCCAACACAAACUCCAACCGGCUCGGGCAUUUGCUGCUGGUGCGCGGCAAACACAUGAUUUCGUCCCGUGCCCGCACGAUGCUGGAAACCGGCCGCCGCCACGGAUUGCUCAAGUUCGACGAUGCCGAAGACGCCUACCAGGUGCUUUACGGUCUUGCCAUACGCGACGUUCAUGUUCGCCUGCUGCUGGGGGAAAGCGCCAGUGCUGCGGAACAGGAUCUCAAAUCACAGGCCGAAACGGCGGUGGACCGCUUUUACCGGCUGUUCGGAGCCUGA
Molecule: messenger RNA, 651 nt
Organism: Effrenium voratum
Lineage: Eukaryota; Dinophyceae; Suessiales; Symbiodiniaceae
Source: the annotation of a GenBank genome assembly